Molecule: messenger RNA, 5097 nt
Organism: Saccharomyces eubayanus
Lineage: Eukaryota; Fungi; Ascomycota; Saccharomycetes; Saccharomycetales; Saccharomycetaceae
Gene: DOP1
Product: Dop1p
Exons: 1
Coding region: 1-5097 (1698 amino acids)
Biological process (GO): Golgi to endosome transport
Cellular component (GO): endosome; trans-Golgi network
Source: RefSeq, a predicted model, not a curated record
AUGUCCUUACCCUUGAAGCCACUUACGAUCGACUCGAAUAAUAAACAGAUAGACUCCAAACAAAAGAAGUUUCGUGCUAAUGUUGAGCGUGCAUUAGAAAGAUUUGACUCUGUGACAGAAUGGGCAGACUAUAUUGCUAGUUUAGGAACUUUACUAAAGGCGUUGCAAAGCUGGUCACCGAAAUUCCAGAACGUAAAGUACUAUGUCCCAUCGCCAUAUCAAGUAAGCCGAAGGUUAACAUCGUCAUUAUCACCGGCGUUACCAGCUGGUGUUCAUCAAAAGACAUUAGAGGUUUACACAUACAUAUUUGAACACAUUGGGCUUGAAACCCUAGCUGCGGAAUGUAAUAUUUGGAUUCCAGGUAUUUUACCCUUAAUGACAUACGCCUCUAUGUCUGUCAGAUCACAUUUGAUCGAGCUUUAUGACAGUUAUAUUCUUCAGUUACCUCAAACAACGUUAAGAUUACUAAUCAGACCUCUGAUUUCUAGUUUAUUGCCCGGAAUUGAUGAUGAGAGUAGCGAUUUUUUACCUUUAACCUUAAAGCUUAUUGAGACCCUGCAGGAAAAUUUGGCUGACGAUUCCUUGUUUUGGCAGACAUUGUUCUUAGUUAUGACUGCGAAUAAAGGCAGAAGAUUGGGUGGACUUACGUGGCUGACUAGAAAAUUCCCAUCGUUAAAUGCGGUACCUCACUUGGUAAACCAAACGAAGAACGAGACAGAAGAAGAUACAAGUGAAACCGGUACUAUAGAUUCACAUUUGGAUAGGAAAAAAAAGAAAGAGGGAGCUUUUAAGAUCUUGCUUCCUGCAGCUAGAGACUUAGUGACCCCCGAACCAGGUCUACUUGUCCGCUGCCUUGUCGGUUGUCUAGAAGAUGAAAACGACAUCCUUAUUAAAAGAAGCGUUUUAGAUCUUUUACUACAGAGACUGAGGCUAGAUUCUCCUGUUUUAAAUGUUCUAAUUACUCCCGAAGACAAGAAACUACUAAUAAUGAGUUGUUGUAGAACUACUUUGAGCAAAGAUAUGUCUUUGAACAGAAGAAUAUGGAAUUGGUUAUUAGGCCCUACUUCUGGGGGUUUACUAAAUAAUAAUGGCGGAACAUCUAUUCCUGAUGCUGCUUCUGCUAACUCUGCAAUCGAAGAAAGCAAUGUUUAUUUUAGGAGGUAUGGAUUAGGCACGCUUUUAGAAGGUUUAAACGAUCUUCUUUCAGAAGAAGAGUCCAUUCUUAUUGCGUUUAGAAUAAGCAUGGCAGUCAUGGAUAGGUGGGAAAUUGGUUCACUUGUGAUUCCUGAACUAUUUAUUCCCCUUCUCUCUUCUUCGGAAAAGUUCAAGCAGAAUGAACAAAUUAUGAAAACCGCACGUACUUUUUUUGACAACGUUGAAACAAACGUUAUAUGGGGGAAGCUGUUCCAAAAAAUUGAAGAUUACAAAAACUUGAAAAUUUUAGACUUUGUUUUAACGAACUUUAAUAUCGGAAGCGAUGAAGAAAUUAUUGUACGUCAUCUUCCCUUAAUAUUAUUGGCUCUACUUGCUCUCCCAUCCUCUGAUAACGACCUUUUGGAUAUCUGUAAGCUUCAGAAAUUUUCUUUGUACAACAAAUUGUUAAGCUAUAUUCCCGAAAGAGCUCUUCUUCCCCUAAGCCAUUCAAAGUUAAAAUAUAAUGAUGCCUUAAGCUCUGAAGAACUUCUAAACAAAAUACAUGGAUUCUAUACUAGUGUUUCUAAUCCCUCCACAUCCGAGAAGGAAAAUACAAACGAAUGUUUGCCGCCCUUUACAACAGAAGAUUUGACUUUUUUGAUCGUAAAGCUUAUUCAUGAAAAGCUCCUUUCAAGUUUAAGCGAUAUGGAAAGCAUCAAUGAAAGCUCUAAGUUAUUUAUAAGUAUUUUUGAAAAAAUACCCGAAUCUAACGUAUCUAAAGGAUUAUCUCACCCAAGCUGGUCAGAUGAAGAGCUAAUCCAGAGGACAUUUAAGGCGAUUCCCAAGCUAUGUGAAUCCAACAAUGAUGCGAAAUCAAAAGAAAUUGUCGGAAUUGUUGAAAUUUUCGGUAAUUACUUAUAUUCACGCAUGCAAUUUAUUGAGUCUAUGAAAUUGCUAAAAGUGAUCAUGACGGCCGUGUGGAAAUCUUUAAAAGAUCCACACCAUCAAAUUUUAGGGGUCAAGAAUUUAAAGACCCUGAACAGAUUUAUUCCCCCAAAAUUCAUUGAAAGUGCAUUAGUUUAUACUUUUGUAGAAGAGAGCGAUAUAAGCGAGAGACUGGGCGUGUUAGAUUUGCUAUGGACGCAACUAGACUCAAACACAGAUUUAAUUAGGCACCCGCUCGAAUUGAUUUUGGGUGAGCUAUUUGAUGAUCAAAAUCCCUACUACUUAACAGUUUCAAAGUGGAUUCUGUCUAUUAUAAAUUCAGGUUCUGCAACAAGACUAUUUUACAUUUUGACAGAUAAUAUUUUGAAAGUCUCUCAUUUAGAGAAAGAAAUUUUAGAUGACAGGGAUGACCUCGAGAUGCUCACAUAUGAGUUUCAAAUGCUUGCUUAUGUUUUAAAAACAAACAAUGGCCGCGUUAGGAAACUUUUUUCUACUGAACUCACCUCAAUAAAGUCUUUAGAUAUAUGGAAGAAUGAAGAUGUGUCUACAUAUAAGAGCUUAUUGUUGGUCAUGUUGAUGAGAUUUUUGAAUAUAAAGAAUAACACGCAUGCAAAAAGCAUCAGGAGUGCUUUAAUUCUCUUGGAUAUACUACUGGAUGGAACUGAAGAUAAUUUCAAGGAUAUCGUUAUAUUUUUACUUCAAAUGUCAUCUAAAUAUAUUGCAGAAGAAGGCAUUGAGCCGGAGCUAAUAGCGGUUUCCUUAUUAGAUAUUGUGUCAAAGGUUCUCAGAUUAUCACAUGAUAACGGUAUUAAAUUAGACAUUUUCGAUGACAAUGCAGCUCAUCUGAAAUAUAUCGAUUACCUUGUUACCAGUGUCUCAAAUAUGAAGAGUCCCCUUAUUGUAACCGCUUAUGUGAAACUUCUGUCAGAAAGUAUUAUCUACUUUGAACAUUCUAUAUUUCGAAUGAUUUUGCCGCUGUCUGCUUCUCUCGUACAAUGUGUUCAAAGGUUGUUUUUGCUCGAAAAGAAAGAAGGCGGCUAUUACCAGCCAGUAGGUCUACUACUCGGUGGCCUGGAAGAAUUAUUGGAAAUCUCUCAUGGAUAUCUUGUGACUGAUCAAAGAGAGGGGUACUUUUCCGGCUCUAAUUUGAAAGGCGAUUUUAUUCAGUCCGUGGUCUCAAAUGUUUUCUCAUCCGAUUCCUCCAAUGAGGAGAGUAGAAUUCAAGGCGAAAGGGAUGUGAUUCUACAAUCUUUUAGACAAGUGAUUUCGUGCUGCUUAGAUAUUUGGUAUUGGGCUCACAGUAUUUCGGGCAUAUCCAACAAUGAAUCCAGCCUAGAUAUGACAAACCAUAACUCGUACAAGUUCAAAUUUAGAUCAAAGAAAUUGUUAGAGACUUUGUUCUUGCUAGAACCUUUAGAGCUGCUAGAAAAUUUGAUUAAUAUUAGGCCAGACGAUGUUACAGUUACUCUGGUACAUGUGCUUGACGGAAAUAAACCCGCUAUGACCAUACCACAUUUGUUGUAUGGUGUGAUUAUCAGGUAUAACAGAACAGCAUCUGUGAAGUUUUCCAAUCGUGAUGGAAGCGUUAGAGCAAGUACGACUAAAUUAACCAAAGGAGAACCUUCCAUGUUGAAAAAGUUAAGUGGGGAAUCGAUCAUUGCAUUUUUGUUUAAAUAUGUGGACUAUGUUGAAAACUCUGCCAUUGAAGAAUUUUAUGGAGAUUUCCUGUUAUUCUUUAGAGAAGUGGCAACUAAUUAUAACCUCUACUCGGAUGUAUCAUUGCCUGUACUAAAACUGGUAGCCCUUAUUUCUGAAAAGGUAAGUAAAACACAAUUUGGGGAACAGAAACGGGUUAGAAGAGAAAUAUCAGACGUAUUUUUCAAAUAUUUACCCAAUGCGUUUAUCAACUUUCCUAAUCAAAAUCGAGGCCAAUCUGCAUCAUUUAAGGAUUUGGAGUUUGUGGUGUGGCGCGUUCAAUAUAUUGUUAAUGAUCAAGUUGGAGGUGAUAAGUUCAAUACAACAUUAUCUACUAUCGUAAACCAAUGUCUAACUCCAUACAUCAAACCGAAAAGUGAAAAAGCCAUCCCAAAUUAUGCUCUAGAACUGGCUGUGGUUAUAGCCAAUUUGAGUUCAAAGGUAAAGAGUUGGAGACUUUUAAUAGCGGAAUUAUUUCAAAAUGACAAGAAGCUCUCAGUUAUUGGCAGCAACCGAGUUUGGGAGAAAAUUAUAUACGAAUGGUCUGUUUACCCAGAAAAUAAAUCAAAAAUUUUGAAUGACUUGCUGUUGGAGAUUGGAUCUAAACGUUCAGGGGUAGCACCAACGUUAAUCACGUUCAAUUUAAGCAACGAAUCGGAGGUUGAAUACAAGUGCCAAAACCUCUCAAAGAUAUCGUACUUGCUAAUGAUAUCACCAAAUGAUGCAUAUUUGUUACAGUUCUCCUCCUUGAUAAGUUGCGUUUGCCAAUACUUGGUGUCCAAGGAUAUCAAGCUUAAAGGGAGUUGCUGGAUUCUACUAAGAGUUUUGCUCUUAAGAUUUUCAGAGUCGCAUUUCAACGAUUACUGGUCUAUGAUUAGCUACUGUUUACAAACUAAUCUACAAGAGUUUUAUGAAUCGUUACAGAUUCAGUCCGAAGUCGAUUCCCAAACAAUAUUACAGAUUUGUAAAACCUUAGACUUACUGCUCUUACUAAACAUGGAAGGUUUCACUUCUACGAACGAAUGGAUAUUUGUCAUUGAUACAAUAAAUUGUGUAUACAAAACUAAUUCAUUCGUUGCACUAGUAGAUGAAAUUGCUGAAUUUAAGGACUAUGAAAUAAGUAAAAUUGAUGAUCUGGAAUUACCAACGACUUUAAAAGACGGCCUUCCGUUACUACGGGGCAUCCACAAAAUCGAAAGGCACUCACAAUUGAGAAAGUUUUUCCAGAAUUUAAGCUAUGUACACUAUGAGAAAGUAUACGGAUUAGGCACUGUAGAUUUACAUGGUUGCAGUGAGGAUCUUAAGAAAGACAUCUUGUCAUGA